Messenger RNA from Asterias rubens (European starfish), 2677 nucleotides. RefSeq lists its product as uncharacterized. The coding region runs from base 27 to 800 and encodes 257 amino acids. The record is from RefSeq and is a predicted model, not a curated record. The transcript has 5 exons. Lineage: Eukaryota; Metazoa; Echinodermata; Asteroidea; Forcipulatida; Asteriidae.
CUGGUCAAACCGUCAGGUGGUACGAUAUGUACCUAAAACAGAAACAUCUUGUUGAAACGCCUAAGUACCAUAAGUAUUGUAUCGAUGUGAGAGUUGAGAACGUUAGAUACAACGCGGUUACCAGUGACGUGAAAAAACCUGGCUUCAUCUAUAAAGAAUGGUUCCACAAUGGACUGACGACAGAAUUGAAACACACCUUCAAAAAACAAACUGAAUUUUCAGAUACCUACACGUGGUCGGUGACAGACACCAUUGAAAUUGGGGAGAAAAUCUCAUUCAGCCUGGGUGUGCCAGGGGAGUUUGGCGUAAGUGUGGAUUCCAGUGCUACGUUCACGGCUUCAAACACUGAGAGUCAGACCAAAACGAAAACAGAAACCUUUAGCUCCGAGGUUGGGAUCACGGUGCAACCAAACACAAGUGUGAAGGCUAUAUUUACUGUCAACGAGCGGGAGAUGGAUGUGCCGUGGGAGGCAGACGUCAUCAUCGGCGGGUAUAUUGCCAUUUGGUUUGAAGAGAAGUACAACGGUCAUUGGCUAUGGUUCCACCCUAUCACCGCACUGAGUAACAAGGAUUUCAAGAUUCGGAACGGCAGUGAGCUAUGGUUUCACAACAAAGGUAAAUUCAAUGGCGUCCAUGGCAUCGACUCCAAUGUAAGAAUCGAAGAGUACCCGUUACAGCAAGGGUUGCUCAGCAACCAAAGUGCGGAUGAGCCAGCUGAGUUGCAAAUGCUCAAAUGUGAUCACAUCGUUGGGAAGGCAACUGCAUCAUCAGGUGACAAGAUGAUGGAGCAUCAUGGGUAGACCACGGCAUCUGAUUAUGAAGUAGCACUGAAGUCACGACAGGAGCUUAGAAACAUUUUCGUCAAACAUGAAUAGUAGAUAUGAAUGAUUUAUGUACUCAGAACCGCGUGUUUAAUUUAGAUUUAGGUUAAUACUGCAUUAAAUGGACUUCACGCAUACAAAUUGAAAAAUAUUAACGUUAAAAUGAAAACAUAAAUUUAUUUGCAAUAAAACUAAAAUAUUAUAAACGGCUAACUGUUUGUUUCAUAUUGGAAGACACCAUCAUUGUUAAUAGCAAACACCUUGAUUGGAAAGGUCUCCCACCAAAACAUGUAAAACAAGGUUUACGAAAGGAACCAGUUAUGGCACCAAGGUGAUGGUCCUGUUGGUCAGAGCGCUCUUUGUCUAGUUCCCCGAUCACCAUCAGUGCCUACACUGCAAAAACGUUGGUCAAAUCAUUUGUUGGGAAAAGUAACUUCAACAACUUAUUAGUCGAUAAUUGCCCAACAAAACCAAUAAUUGGUGUUGUUGGGCUUUUAAAAAGCGGAACAAAAGUUGGGCAAGUGUUGGGCAAAUAAUUCGUUAUCUGAAUUUAUCAUAACUGUUGGUUACAGUUUUGCUUAUUUAUUGGGCAACUUUUUUGGGUAAUUUUAAUUAAUCUCGAUUGUUAGUUAAAAUGAUGCACAUUAGUUGGUAAAAAUCGUCCGAUCAUGCGCACUACGAUCAAAGAAUUGCCCAAAAGCUGGGCAUGGUAUAAAAACAUAACGACAUUUUCUAACAUGGUGAGUGGAGGAGUGGCUGUGACGAGCGGGGUUGUCAAGUAGAUAUAGAUCCAAUAUGAAGGUUAGUUUGUAAUUAAAUAUGAAGUUGUGUUUUCUAUUCAGGGCUAGUCGUACUGUAACACAAAAAUCCCGUGUCAAUAACCACAACAAUACGAAGCAAUGAAAAAACCAGUAUUUCUGCUUGAAUUCCUGACCGUUUUAUUCCAGACGUCAAAUCUUUAUAAAUCCACAGAUCUAGACCUAGGAAAACAUCUCCAGGCGAGCGGGUUUCCCAAUCUUCCAGCAGGGGGGCCAACCAGCAACUAGCUCCACCGCGGAGCCGUGCUGGCGCCCUCUACUGGCUGAUUGGCAUGAAUGUUACACUGCUCCCUCCGAGGACUCUGCUUGACCCAAAGCAGGCAGUAAACACCCGGGACCGGCUCCUUUACAACAAUAGGAAAGAUAACUGGCAAUCAACAAGAAAAUAAAGUUUAUUAGUUAAGAGCUGUAAAGUAACGAACUAAAAUAAUCAAAACAACUUCGGCAUGAAGCCUUUUCAGAUGGAGUUUAUUACUUAAGAGUUGUAAAGUAAAACAAUCUUACACGCCGCAGCAAUUUCGGCAGGCAGAACUUUAAGAUAAAAUUUGUAUUUCAAAGCGGCAUGAAGCCUUUUAAGAUAUAGUUUGUUAAUUAAGAGUUGUAAAGUAAAACAUCUCAAACGACUAACAACUUCGGCAGGAAUCCUUUGAAGAUAAAAUUUGUAAAUUUAAGUAGGGAUUAUGGUACCAGUCUCACUCAGGACCCACUACGUGGUUCAGCGACACGCCUACUUCUCUUUCCACUUUGUUGCCCCAGCUUUCAGCGCAAAAGAGGGACAACUCAACUUGUUGCCUCAUUUCUCCUCUCAAUGGGGACAACUCAAAUUUUGCCUCAUUUACCUCACUUCUCCUCAGUAUUUUACACGUCUACAUGAACCCAUUUUAUAGAGCAGCAUUUAGUGCAGGCCUAAUUACCCUCCAAACUGAUUAGAAAAUACGUAAUUGCUUUGUUUUCUUAAAUAAUUCAAAUUAUGCACGGUUUGCGUGCCGGUGAAAAAUAAAUGAGUAGCCCGUGUUAUACUUACACUUUUGUGCUUAU